Messenger RNA from Coccomyxa subellipsoidea C-169, 822 nucleotides. Its product is annotated as oxidoreductase. The transcript is spliced from 9 exons. The record is from RefSeq and is a predicted model, not a curated record. NCBI's taxonomy places the organism in Eukaryota, Viridiplantae, Chlorophyta, Trebouxiophyceae, Coccomyxaceae. Gene Ontology annotation, molecular function: oxidoreductase activity. Bases 1 to 822 code for a protein of 273 amino acids.
AUGCCACUCGGUCGCAGCGAUCUCCAGGUGUCCAAGCUGGGAUUGGGCACGUUACAGUGGGGUGAUACACAGCAGGGAUAUGGCAGCAGGUUCAGUGAGGAUCAACUCAAAGAAGUCUUUGACACUGCUGUGGCUGGCGGUGUCAACUUCUUUGACACGGCUGAGAUCUACGGAUACCAAAGCAUGAAAGAGGGGUCAGCUAGUGAGCAGAUCCUGGGCCGGCUGGCAAAGUCAUCAGAUCAGCGACUGGUGCUGGGCACCAAAUUUUUCACAGUGCCGUGGACCAAUGCCAUCAUAAAAGCCUUGAGAGCGAGCCUGGAACGCCUUGGGAUAGAAAGGGUGGACUUGUACCAAGUUCACUUCCCCUUCCCAGCCUACUCCCAGGAAGUCCUGGCAGAGGGCUUUGCAGAGGCUGUGGACGAGGGUCUUGUUGGCGCUGUGGGCGUGUGCAACUACGACGUUGAUCAGUUGAAGAAAUUCCACUCACUCAUGGCGGCGCGCAACAUUUCUGUUGUGAGCAACCAGGUGAAAUACAACAUCUUUGAGAGGAAAGUAGAGGAGACUGGGCUGCUACAGCUGUGCAGGGAUCUGGGUGUCACGCUGGUGGCUCACUCACCACUGCGACAGGGCCUUCUGACAGGUGCGCAUCUUAGCAGAUGCACUUGCCAUGUUGCCCUGGCUUACCUCAUGGGAAAAGGCGCAAUUCCCAUACCAGGGGCAAAGUCUGUGGAGCAAGUCAAGGAUCACAUUGGCGCGCUACAGUUCUCUCUGGAUGAGAAUGAGAUUGCAGUAAUUGAUGAGCGGUUGCAAGCAUUCAAAUGA